CCGUCAAAACGCCGAGCAGACUAGUCGUCAGCGGUAGCCAAGAACGAGAUCACCUCUUCCUCUCCCUGGGGCCUUAUAAAACCUGCAAUCUUUCUUGUUCCAAGGCGUUUUGCCUCCUCUAAUCUUCCUCGCUAAGUUAGUCUCCACACUCUCUCUUGCUUCGCUCUCCAAGGCGUCAUUCAUCUUGGAAGAGUGAAUAUAUGAUGAUGCUGAGGAGUUCGUCGACACCAAUUCUUGGCUCCCUCCUCUCCUCUUCCUCUUCCCUUCACUUCUCCGAGAGCCCCAACAACUUCCACCCCCACAACUCUCCCAACCCCAACCUUCACACCUUAUCCUGCCACUUCUCCCCUGCCUCAGAUGGCCUUCACGACCAGAGCCCGUCCCUCGGCAUCCGGAGAAGCCGCUCCGACGGCAAUCUCCACUCCUUCCUCUCCGAGCAGUCUGACGACCCCAACCAUCAUUACCACCUCCUCCCCCCGUCCCUGAAGUGCUCCUCCGCACGACGCGCCCAUCCAGCUCUCGAGAGCAUUCCUUCAUUCUCCUUGCGCAAUCCAAACACUCUGCCAGAGGAGGAGGAGGAGGAGGAGGAGGAGGAGGAGGAAGAUGACCAAGAGUAUGACGAGCAGGGCGCGGCUGGAGGAUUUGGCUUCGCGAGCGACAAUCGAAAAGGUGGGUUGAAAUAUCCGAAUCCCGACGCCGAAAGCCCCGCGCCACCACCUUUGUUCCUCGCUAGGGGUCUCGGGAUCGACCGGGUCGGAUCCGGGUUACUGACUGCGGGCGGUGGUGAUGGUGGCAUCGGCGGCGGCCGCAGUGGUAAGUGGGAUGUUUUGACGGGCAACGGCGGAGAGCAGUCGGAUGUGGAGACGUACUACAAGAAGAUGGUGGAGGAGAACCCCAGCAAUGCUCUGUUCCUGAGGAAUUAUGCGCAGUAUCUCUACCAGGCCAAGGGAGAUCUGAAAAGAGCGGAGGAGUAUUAUUCUCGUGCUAUACUUGUGGAUCCUGGUGAUGGCGAAAUCCUGUCACAGUAUGCUAAGUUGGUGUGGGAGCUGCACCACGACGAAGAACGAGCUUGCAGCUACUUCCAACAGGCAGUUCAGGCAGCACCACAGGACAGCCAUGUUCUUGCUGCGUAUGCUGGGUUCCUGUGGGAAACAGAGGAGGAAGAUGGUGGUGGAUCGCAAGAUUUCAUGGUGGAAUCGGCUCGUAGCGGAGGAUUGGCUCCGGCAACAGCUUGAUGUGACGUUAGAUAUGGGAGGGAGGUGAGAGAAGUCUGCUCAAAAGGUGUUGUGGGAACAAAAGGGGAUUGGACUUUCGAUUCUGAUUUAUGAAAGAUUAAAGAAGGAGACUGAUGUUAGGUUAGAUUUCUGGCGUACUGUGGAUGAAAUAUCCAAUUAUAUAUACAUAUAUGUAUUGGCUUAAAAACUACAAUUUUCUACA
Messenger RNA from Musa acuminata AAA Group (dessert banana), 1437 nucleotides. RefSeq lists its product as uncharacterized. Lineage: Eukaryota; Viridiplantae; Streptophyta; Magnoliopsida; Zingiberales; Musaceae. The transcript is spliced from 3 exons. Gene Ontology annotation, molecular function: protein binding. The coding region runs from base 201 to 1235 and encodes 344 amino acids. Gene Ontology annotation, biological process: RNA processing. The record is from RefSeq and is a predicted model, not a curated record.